AUGUCUCGUAUCAUAGUAAAGGGAUUACCUCUCUACUAUACAGAGGACAACUUGAAGAAGCAUUUCCAGGAGAAGGGGCUUGUGACCGAUGUCAAAUUGGUGAAGAAGAGGAACGGAGAGUCCAGGAGAUUCGCCUUUAUUGGUUACAGGUCUUUAGAAGACGCAGAGACCGCUGUCAAGUACUUCAAUAAUUCGUUUAUUGACACUGCAAGAAUUUCUGUGCAGCCAGCCAAAACUUUUAGCGACCCGACUGUGCCGCUUUCGUGGAGAGAGAAACGUCUCCAGGCUAAAAGACAGUUGGAAGAGACCGAAGAGAAGCUGAAAAAGCUUGAGGAGAUCCAGAAAAAACGCAAACAGCCAAAGAUAAAAGGAGUUGACGCUUUCAUUGAGGAGAAGGUCGGUUCCAACCCCAAAUUGCAGGAAUUUCUCGAGGCUUCUGCGCCAAGCGUUCACCAAAAGUCCUGGGCCAACGAGAAAAUUGGCAGCACCACGGAGGCUCCAUCGGUUGAGCCAGAAACUAUGGAGACAGGCAGUGACGACGAGUACGAGGACUUCCAGGGCAAGAAGCAAAGUUCAGACGAGCAAGAGGAUUCGGAGGAAUCCGACAAAAUGAUGUCCUUGGACCAACUGGAAGCAGGAGAAGCCGAGCCAGACGAAACCACCCAGAAAGAGAGCGCCGAAAUGGAUGAUUUGGAAUGGUUCAAGCAGAGGAGAACGCGGAUGAAAGAUGGCGAGGACCAUGAGGAAAAGCAGAAACCACAGCCAGAGGUUCAGGAACAGCCAAAGGAAGCAGAUGUGGUGGACAAAGCAGAGAUUGAAGAAGAGAAAGAGCCAGAACUAGACGACAAAGAUAAAGCCAUUCAGCUUAUUUCCGAGACUGGACGGCUGUUCCUUCGAAACAUCUUGUAUUCGGCCACUGAGGAGGACUUCAGAAACCUUUUUUCGCCGUACGGCCCAAUAGAGGAGGUCCAUAUUGCUGUUGACACCAGAACAGGUACUUCCAAGGGAUUUGCAUAUGUGAAGUUUGCCUCGCCAGACGAUGCUGUCCGGGCUUAUUUGGAGCUGGAUAAGCAGAUUUUCCAAGGAAGACUGUUGCACAUUCUGCCGGGAAAUGCCAAAAAGGACCACACAUUGACCGAGUUUGAUCUGGCCAAUCUUCCUUUGAAAAAGCAAAAAGAGCUCAAGAAAAGAUACGAAUCUUCCAAGCAGCAGUUCAGUUGGAACUCAUUGUACAUGAACAACGAUGCUGUUUUGGACAGUGUGUCUGCAAAAUUGGGAAUUAGCAAGGGAGAGCUGAUCGAUCCAACUAAUAGCAGCUCUGCAGUGAAGCAAGCUCUGGCUGAAGCCCAUGUUAUUGGAGAUGUUCGAAGAUACUUUGAAGAAAAAGGAGUUGACUUGACUAGCUUUGACACUAAGGAAAGAGACGACAAGGUUAUUUUGGUGAAAAACUUCCAGCAUGGAACCACGUUGGAAUCCAUUGGAGAGCUAUUUUCAGCGUACGGCCAGCUCAACAGACUAUUGAUGCCCCCUGCGGGAACUAUCGCCAUUGUGGAAUUCAGAGAUGCUCCGUCUGCUCGGAGUGCGUUCACAAAACUCUCGUUCAGACGUUUGGGGAAGUCGAUCUUGUACUUGGAGAAAGGUCCUAAAAAUUUGUUCACCAAGGAAGCUGGCUCAGAAAGCAUUGCUGAGGCCAAAACCGACAAGGAUGAAGACAAAGCGGACUUGCUGGAUAUCGACCACCCAGAGGAAGAGGUGGAGAUCGCUGGUCCUACGGUUUCUGUGUUUGUGAAGAACUUGAAUUUCAUCACCACUUCCAGCGAGCUUACUGCUACGUUCAAGAGUUUGCCUGGGUUUAUGGUCGCCACAGUGAGAACGCGCCCGGAUCCUAAGAAUAAGGGCAAGACUCAGAGCAUGGGAUUUGGAUUCGUCGAGUUCAAGACCAAACAGCAGGCAGACAACGCUAUCAAGCUGAUGAACGGCCAUAUGUUGGACGGUCACCAGCUGCAACUCAAGAUCUCCAACAGAGUCAGCCAAUCCCAGUCGGAUUCUUCCCAGACCAGGAAGUCCAAGAAGUCGCCAAAGAUUAUUGUCAAGAACUUGGCUUUCGAAUCUACACGGAACGACGUGUUCGAGCUGUUCAGUCCGUUUGGAAACCUCAAGUCUGUCAGAGUUCCUAAGAAAUUCAACAAGUCUGCCAGAGGUUUUGCGUUUGUGGAGUUCAGCACGCUAAAGGAGGCCGAGAACGCCAUGGACCAAUUACAAGGUGUCCACUUAUUGGGCCGUCGUCUUGUCAUGGACUUUGCCGAGGCAGAAAGCGAGAACGCGGAGCAGGAGAUCGAGAAAAUGACCAAGAGGGCCAAGAUCCAGACUGGAGUCAGAAAGAUGGCCCAGUUGAGAGAGUCUCAGGCAGGCAAGCGCAAACUCGACUUGGAGGACGAAUCCGAGAUUUGGUCACUGAGCGAAUCAAGCAGGCUCUGUUGUUCCGAUUGGCUGAUCUCCUUGGAAAGUCCAGAUAAGUCCAGCAGCUUGUCCAGCAGCUCAGGCUUGACUGCAGACCGUUCCACUCCAGGUGGAGCAACAGCGACGGACGAUUUAAAGAACGAUUUCAGAUCUUCCGCCGUGGCCAGUUGCUUGCCAAUGGAUGAUUUGUAG
Messenger RNA from Ogataea philodendri, 2652 nucleotides. RefSeq lists its product as uncharacterized. Gene Ontology annotation, molecular function: RNA binding. The coding region runs from base 1 to 2652 and encodes 883 amino acids. The record is from RefSeq and is a predicted model, not a curated record. Lineage: Eukaryota; Fungi; Ascomycota; Pichiomycetes; Pichiales; Pichiaceae. The transcript is spliced from 2 exons.